AUGAUUCAAAAAUCGUCUAUUCUCUUUUUACUCGUGGCAAUGAGCUCCGCCACAUCGGUGCUCAGCCGAUAUUUUAGUGAGGCUGAUGGUGUCCCACUGGCUAGAAAUCCAUUGGAAGACGCAAGGGUUUCUGAUGCAGAUGUUGGUAUGAAAUCGGAUUUGUUUAUCGGGUCAUUCGGAGGACGACCAAUUGUGACUAGACAGGAGAACACUUUUAUUGAUCAGGAUGGUGUCCCCGUACCAAUGCUCCCAUACCACAAGACCUACAAAAACUCUGACAACUUGACUGCCUACAAACGAUUCAUGGAAAGAUCACGCGGCGCGCCGACCCCAGUUUAA
Messenger RNA from Caenorhabditis remanei, 339 nucleotides. RefSeq lists its product as uncharacterized. NCBI's taxonomy places the organism in Eukaryota, Metazoa, Nematoda, Chromadorea, Rhabditida, Rhabditidae. The transcript is spliced from 3 exons. The record is from RefSeq and is a predicted model, not a curated record. The coding region runs from base 1 to 339 and encodes 112 amino acids.